AGCCGGUGAGAGGGAGGGGGCGGGCCUUACUCAGUUCGCGCAGCUCGAAGCUACAAGGAAGGAACGCAGCUGGAGCUGCUUAAGGCCUGGGAACCUUCUCUCUGUCUCCUCUCCCCCCUUCCCAUUUUUUGGGGGAGAAGGCAGCAAAAGGAAAGGAAGAGCUGCUUAUUGUUCGCGAAUCCGGAAGGAGCCAAGGGACCCAGGCAUCCGACCUUCUGGGGGGAGGCUUAAAGGAACCAGGUAUAUUGAGGUUUAGUCAGGGAAACAAAAGGGACCCAGGUGCCCGAGGGUCUGAAAACCAGAGCCCCCGGUGCCUGGGAAGACAAGGGUUAAGGGACGCAGGCAUCCGGCGCUUCAAACUGGAGAAGGCGAAGAAGCCGAGGGACCCAGGUGUCCGAUACCGCGGAGAAAGCAGAACGAAGAAUUCUAGGUAACCUGGAAAUUUGGAGCGAAGGGCACCUGACCUGAGCUUCCGGGAAAGGAAAGCCAAACGGGUCCCGCUCUCUGAGGACGAAGCCAAGUGACCAGGGAUUUCCAGAGAAGGAGGUAAUCAAGGGACCCAGACAUCGAAGGACUAAGGGACCCUGGUGUCCGAGCACUUUGAACAGGCGUGUCCCUGAAAUCUGGGUGGUUGAGGAACCGCUUCAGGACCUGCCAAGCGACAGGUGCACCCAGUCGCCUUUCACCACCUGAUCCUGGGGUGGGAUGCAAGAGCCCUAGGUUGGGGAGGGGGCAGCCCCUCGGGUGGUGUCUUGUUAUUCCUGCUGAACAUUUGACAGGAUCAGAACUUGAAGUAACCCAGCUCAUUUCCAGGCAUAGGAGAAGUCUUCCGUUUGUUUGUUUUUCACAGCAAGAAUUGGAUUUGGUUCUCACCUCCAUGCCUUCUUAGCAAAGAAGGGUGGGUGGGCCAGCUGUCAUUUCUCCCCUUCUCUCUCCUGCUUCCAAUCCCUUCCACGCUUCCCAUGGAACUUGCAAAAAUCCCUUGAUUCAUCUGCUUGAGGGGCUGGUCUCCCACAGCAGCCCUGAAGGAUGUAACCAACUACCGAAACCGGGGGCAGCUCCUCCGUCUUAAGAAAGUGGUUCUGGUUGCCUCGAAGGCUUGCCCCCUGGAAAUGACACCUUGCUAACCGGACCGGGACCCAUCUCGCCAGGAUUCAAGAUGGAAAAGACCUUUGGCAACCUCAGCUCGAUUGUGCCAGCUUCGCGCCUCACCCCGGCCUUCCCGCCGGCCGUCAAGGUUGGGUUGACGGCUCUGUACACAGGCCUCUAUGCCUUGCUUUUCCUUUCGGUCUACGCCCAGCUCUGGCUGGUCCUCUUCUAUCGCCACAAGAAGUUCAGCUACCAGACUGUCUUCCUCUUCCUCUGCCUCUUCUGGGCUGCACUGCGCACCACGCUCUUCUCCUUCUACUUCAAGAACACCCUCAAAGCCAACCACCUGAGCCCUUUCUUCUUCUGGCUCCUCUACUGCUGCCCCGUCUGCCUGCAGUUCUUCACGCUGACCCUCAUGAACUUGUACUUUGCCCAGGUGGUUUUCAAGGCCAAAGCGAAAUACCGCCCUGAACUGACCAAAGGCCUGUUGGCAGUGCGAGGGGCAUGCCUGGGUGCCAGCCUCCUCUUCCUGGCGGUGAACGUGGUGUGCGCCGUGCUGGUGCGGGGGCGCCGCGCUGAGCCCUGGGCCGUGGUCCUGGCACGGGUCCUCAUCAGCGACUCGCUGUUUGUGCUGGGGGCCGUCUCUCUGGCCCUCUGCCUCUGCCUCGUCGCCCGGGGUUCUCCUUCCACUCGCAUCUACCUGGAAGCCAAGGGCACCUCGCUGUGCCAAACGGCCGCCAUGGGUGGCAUCAUCGUCCUGCUCUACGCCAGCCGAGCUUGCUACAACCUGGCAGCCCUGGCCCUGUCCUCCCGCACCCGCCUCGACUCCUUCGAUUAUGACUGGUACAACGUAUCUGACCAGGCAGAUCUGAUCACGGACCUGGGAGACCAAGGUUACGUCAUCUUCGGCCUCAUUCUCUUCAUCUGGGAGCUGCUGCCCACGACUCUGCUAGUCGGCUUCUUCCGGGUGCACCGGCCAGCUCAGGAUAUGAGCGCCAGCCGUGUCUUCAACCGGCAGCUGGGGGUCUCCCGAUCCUACUUCUUCGACCAUCCCGGGCAGCGCGACAGCGAAGGACUGACGAGCAGCUUGACGGGACGCCUGGGCAGCGUCGGGAGCUGGUACGGCUCGAUCAACCGCAGCGGGGAGCAGGACUGGUUUGGGGGGCCCCCUCCCACGGCCCCCCUUUUGUUCUCGCAGGCCACGGUGUCCGGCAGCCACCACCACAGCCUCUAUUCCACCCCGCAGAACUGAGGGGAGCGGGGUUUGUGGGGCACUGAUGUGAAGACCCAGGAAUCACUACUGAUGUAGGACAGGUUUCUAUGAAGGAGCAGGGAUGUGCACACACGGUAUUGUAAGCACCAUCACACCAUUCCCCAAACUCUAGGAAAAGCCAGCUUUAUUUCUUUUAGCCAUUUGGGGGGGGGGCUGGGUUGGCUGUUGUUGCUGGCAUCUCGGUCUUGAUGCUUAAGCUCUCCCCCCUCCUUCCAC
This is a messenger RNA of Lacerta agilis (Sand lizard), 2578 nucleotides long. It is a transcript of the gene GPR137, whose product is annotated as G protein-coupled receptor 137. The transcript has 7 exons. Lineage: Eukaryota; Metazoa; Chordata; Lepidosauria; Squamata; Lacertidae. Gene Ontology annotation, biological process: negative regulation of bone resorption; negative regulation of osteoclast differentiation; positive regulation of TORC1 signaling. The record is from RefSeq and is a predicted model, not a curated record. The coding region runs from base 1160 to 2341 and encodes 393 amino acids. Gene Ontology annotation, cellular component: lysosomal membrane.